CAACAAUUUGCCAUUCAAUCAUUUCCAGUAUCUGAAAAUUAAUUUAAUUCCAAUUAAAUCAAAUUUAGAAUCUUAAUUUUCUUAAUUGCUCAAUUUUCCCCUUUUCGGUUAUGUAAUUUAUGAAUUUACCCUCAACCGGAUUGUUGAUUUUGCUCACAAGGGAAAAGCUUUUGUUUUCAAGGGCGUUUGUUGUUUUCUCCUUAAUUUGGUUUAGUAUUUCAACAAUUAGUAAAUUGUUUUCUCCAUAUUGUCCAUCAUGACCCUACGAAAAUUAACUAUCGAUAAAUUGAACCUUAAAGGUAAACGAGUUUUAAUCAGGGUUGAUUUCAAUGUUCCCAUGAAAGAUGGUAAAAUUACCAAUAACCAACGUAUUGUUGCUGCUUUGGAUACCAUUAGAUAUGCUCUCGAUAAUGGUGCUAAAUGUGUUGUUCUGAUGUCGCAUUUGGGUCGACCUGAUGGACAGCAUGUUGAUAAAUAUUCACUUGAUCCGGUUGCUAAGGAGCUUAGCAAAUUACUUGUUCGUGACGUUAUCUUUUUACAAGAUUGUGUUGGUCCUUUGGUUGAGCAAGCUUGUGCUAAUCCGAAUCAGGGUUCGGUGAUUUUACUUGAAAACUUGAGGUUCCAUGUUGAAGAGGAAGGUAAAGGUAAAGAUGCUAACGGUAAAAGCUUCAAGGCAACUGAAGAUGGAAUCAAACAAUUCCGAGCCAGUUUAACGAGACUCGGUGAUGUUUAUGUUAACGACGCUUUUGGAACUGCUCAUAGAGCUCAUUCAUCGAUGGUCGGUGUUAAUUUACCACAAAAAGCUGCUGGUUUCUUGAUGAAGAAAGAAUUAGAAUAUUUCGCUAAAGCAUUAGACAAUCCUGAAAGGCCAUUUUUAGCUAUCCUCGGAGGUGCUAAAGUUGCUGAUAAAAUCCAAUUGAUUGAGAAUCUUUUGGAUAAAGUUAAUGAAAUGAUCAUCGGAGGAGGAAUGGUCUUCACUUUCCUUAAAGUAUUAAACAAUAUGAAAAUCGGUGGGUCUCUUUUUGAUGAGGAAGGAGCAAAGAUUGUGACCAAGUUGAUGGAGAAAGCGAAAGCAAAUAAUGUCCAGAUUCACCUACCGGUUGAUUUCGUUACAGCUGAUAAAUUUGAUGAGAAUGCUAAUGUUGGAUCGGCAACCGUUGAAUCAGGUAUUCCUGAUGGUUGCUUAGGACUUGAUUGUGGUCCUAAAUCAGCUGAGAUAUUUGCUCAAGUGAUUAGACGAGCUAAGACAAUUGUCUGGAAUGGACCAAUUGGUGUUUUCGAAUGGGAAAAUUUUGCUAAGGCAACAAAAACCGUCAUGGACGAGGCUGUCGCUGCUACUGCCGCUGGAGCCAUUGUGAUUAUCGGAGGUGGUGACACUGCCACUUGUUGCGCUAAAUGGGGCACCGAAGACCAAGUUAGCCACGUUAGCACCGGCGGAGGAGCUUCGUUGGAGCUGUUGGAGGGUAAAAAUCUACCCGGUGUUGCUGCUCUCAGUGAUCCAUAGACUCCCCUGACUCUCGUGUCAAUUGUUGAUCAUCUUAUUAAUAGUUAAUACACUUCACAGUCAAUCAAAAUGCUUAUUACAUUAUUUUAAUUUUCUCUAGUGAUUCCAGUUUCAUCUUAAUCGAUUCUGAUUAGACUUGGUUUAAUCUCUUUCUCCGUGUGCAUCACACAAUUAACAUUUUCCUUUGGAUAUUUUAAUGAGAUAUUUUGGCUUCCAUACUUUUAGCUAAUCAUGAAAAAUGAAUCAUGCUAAUUAUCUGAACCAUUAUAUCUUCUCCUAGUUCCUAACUUAAUUACCUUUCUCUCCGUCAUUUGUGAUCAAUUGCAAUUAAAUCCCUUUCAAUAAAUUGAAUUGUUUGCCAUUUGAAACAAAAAGAUCAAA
Panonychus citri (citrus red mite) is the source of this 1885-nucleotide messenger RNA. It is a transcript of the gene Pgk, whose product is annotated as phosphoglycerate kinase 1-like. Gene Ontology annotation, molecular function: ATP binding; ADP binding; phosphoglycerate kinase activity. Bases 257 to 1504 code for a protein of 415 amino acids. Gene Ontology annotation, cellular component: cytosol. NCBI's taxonomy places the organism in Eukaryota, Metazoa, Arthropoda, Arachnida, Trombidiformes, Tetranychidae. The transcript has 4 exons. Gene Ontology annotation, biological process: glycolytic process; gluconeogenesis. The record is from RefSeq and is a predicted model, not a curated record.